CUUUGAAAUAUAUUGUUUCGUUUGUCACAUGGUCACAUGUUUUAUUUCCUUGUUUUCACAAGCAGAAAAAGUGUUUAUUUUAGAAAAUUUGUAAAUUGUUAUCAUUGUUUGACAAGUAAAAAUAUGAGGAACAUAGAGAUUAAGGCUAAAGUUGGAAAUCCAGAAGAAUUUUUAGUCAAAGUAAAGGAAAUCAGUGAUUCUAAAGAAACUGUAAUUCCACAGAGAGAUGUAUUUUUCAAUUUACCUAAAGACAAGCCAGGCAGAUUAAAACUGCGUAAUUAUCAAGAUGGAACGGGAGAACUUAUUUUUUACGAUCGUCCAGACAUUAAAGGACCAAAACUUUCUAGUUUUGAGAAAACAUUUUUAACAUCUGAUGCUUGCAAAGGUAUCGAAGGAAUUCUUACAACUGCAUACGGAACUUUGGGAAUUGUCGAAAAAACGAGACUUUUGUACAUGGUGGGCCAAACUAGAAUUCACGUUGAUCAAGUCAAAGGCUUGGGAUCAUUUAUGGAACUCGAGGUGGUUUUGGCUGAUGACGAGAGUAUCGAACACGGAGAAAAAAUUAGCAACGAUUUAAUGGAUAAAUUGGGAAUUACUAAGGAUUGUUUAAUUUCGGGAGCUUAUAUGGAUUUGCUCUUAAAAGAAAAAUCCAUUUAACAGGUUUCAAAAUAAUUUCUUCACAUUAAACGUUUUUUUAAAAAAAUAGUCAUCUGGACCAAUUUAUAUUCGAUAUUACGUUCGCUAAUAAAUAAGAAAACAUUUUUCUAGUUUUUAAAAAAAAAAUAUCUAUUAAUUAAAUACUAUUCCACUUGACUACAGUUUUAAUUUAUAUUAUUUAAGUAUACCUAUUAUACUAUUUGAAAAAGUAUCAUACCAAACUUUCGUAUUAUAUUUUUAUGGUUUUAACUUUUAAAACUUAAUGUAAGGGUUUUUAGGUCAUUGAAUUUAAAUCUGAUCACAGACCAAAAAUAAUGUUGGACAUAAUUUUGGAUCCACCAUUCUGAAUUUUCAAAUCUUGAGGUCAGAUUUAAAUUUAACAUUCCCAUAUAAUAAUUUCAAUAAAAAUUUGUUAAACAGA
Molecule: messenger RNA, 1078 nt
Organism: Leptopilina heterotoma
Lineage: Eukaryota; Metazoa; Arthropoda; Insecta; Hymenoptera; Figitidae
Exons: 3
Coding region: 37-657 (206 amino acids)
Source: RefSeq, a predicted model, not a curated record